This is a messenger RNA of Xiphophorus maculatus (southern platyfish), 2585 nucleotides long. Its product is annotated as cysteine and histidine-rich domain-containing protein 1-like. The transcript is spliced from 11 exons. The record is from RefSeq and is a predicted model, not a curated record. NCBI's taxonomy places the organism in Eukaryota, Metazoa, Chordata, Actinopteri, Cyprinodontiformes, Poeciliidae. Bases 1073 to 2374 code for a protein of 433 amino acids.
UCUGAGCGUUGAGGGCUUUUAUGUUGAAGGCCUCAGAUUUCAGUUCUUCCUCUUGAGUGAAGAACACUGUGACUGUGAAACAUAUUUGCCAAAAAAACCCAAAAUGUCUUAAUUAUUGUAUUAUUGUAGCAGAGAACGGAGACAAAAAUCAUAACCUCCGGAUUAAAGAGUCUAAACUUGAAUUAUUUGAAGAUCAGAAGAGAGAACACCUCACCUCCUUAGCAGCUGUGAAGCACAGCAGUGGAAGUGUCAUGGUCUGGAGAUGAUUUGCUCCAACAUGAAGUCUUCAGCGUAUCAGAGGGCGCUUGAAGAAAACCCUAGACUAAAUAUGAAAAUGUUAACUUUCACAGAAAGAAAGAAUUGGACCCUGCAACACGACAAUGACCUAAAACGUUCCUCACCCAGAAACCGCUUUAAUAGGUUUAAUAAGUGAAUUGUUGUCGUUGUAAUGUGUGUUUUCUAGGUAACGACAACAAAAACCCCACAGGGAGAACAUUUAAAGCUCUACAGAGCCUAACUAGGAAGAGUGUUGGAUCAGUCUCAAUGCGGCCUCUCUUCAGCAUCCUUCCUUUGGACUCGGUGACAGCUGGAACAAACGCAUCUUGGAGUUUCUUUAACAGGUUAAAACCUCAGAAGGCUCGUCGUUUCACUGAUGUGGCGCUGAUCCAGGAGCAGAAAGUGACAGAGAUCCAGAAGCUGUCAGCCUCGCCGCGGCAGCCGCUGGCUCCGUCGCACCAGGCCCGUCUGCGGCAGCUGAUGUCGACCCCCGCCUUCAGAUAAGUUGUGACAGCUGUAAAUUGAGAGGGGGCGAGUGGAGGAGAGGAGGGAGCUGCUAUUUUUAUCUCCCAUUCAACCGGGCCGAGAAGCCGUCUCUCUCUCUCUCUCUCCGUCUCUGCUGAAGGCUGUCGGACCUUCUGGAUCUCUCCUUUCUGCCUCAGCGGAGAACCUUCUGGAGACCGGGGCGCGGCAUUAAGACCAGCAGACCCUCAGCGGUCUGGGGAAGGAUUUCAGCGGAAACGAACAGAUCGUAAAGACAGGGAAGAAGACGUCAAGAGACACCAACAGGCCCAACAUGGCUCUGCUGUGCUACAACAAAGGCUGUGGGGAGAAGUUUGACCCCGACAAGAACAAGGAUGAUUCCUGCCUCUUCCAUCCAGGAGUCCCCAUCUUCCAUGACGCCCUGAAGGGUUGGUCCUGCUGCAAGAAGAGGACGACGGACUUCUCAGAGUUUCUCUCCAUUAAGGGCUGCACCCGUGGACGCCACAGUGACACGAAGCCCCAGGAGCCUCUGAGGCCCGAUGUGUCGUCGGAUAAGAGCGAGGCGAAACCCGCCAGUGACCGGGAGAUCAUCUACCAGGGCCCCAAAUCUGCCGAGGCGCUGCAGAAAGAGAGACCCAGCGCAGACCAGCCCAUGACCAAGUUGCCCCACAAAGUGUCAGCGUCGCUCAUUCAGGCGCUGGAGAAACUGGGACUGGACAGGAGCGCAGAGAGCGAGAAGAAAGAGAGCGAGGACGUUAUGCACGGGACGCGCUGCAAGAACACAGGCUGCAAAACAGUCUAUGAAGGCCCAGACACAGACAUGGAGGUCUGCACCCACCACCCUGGAGCGCCCGUCUUCCAUGAGGGGUACAAAUACUGGAGCUGCUGCUGCAUAAAGACAACAGACUUCAACGCGUUCCUGGACCAGAAGGGCUGCACCACGGGGAAACACCGCUGGGUUGCAAAGCUGGAUAAGAAGAAAGUGGCAUGUCGACAUGACUGGCACCAAACUGCAAACACGGUCGUGGUAACAAUUUACGCCAAGAACUCGAAUCCUGAUUUUUGCAGCAUAGAAGCAAAUCCAACAGUGCUCGUAUGUCAAAUCCAGUUUGAGAACAAGAUUUUCAAGAGAGAAUUCCACUUCUGGGGGGUGAUCGAUCCCAAACAGAGUUCGGUCAACAUGGUCCCGUCUAAAGUGGAGAUCACGCUCCGUAAGGCCAACCAGGUGUCCUGGGGCAAACUGGAGGACCCGAACUACACGCCAGAGCCGGAGCCCGUCGACGACGACGUCGUCAAUGACAACCAGGAGUCCCAGCAGCCCGACUGGGACAUCGCCGACGACGACAUCAGCGACUCGGACGAGGAGUGGGCCUACGACACGCCGCAGAACAAGAGCCAAGGGGGCGAGAGUGAAGAGCAGAGGAAGAGGAGGGAAGAGCAAGAGGUGCAGAAUUUAAAAAGGAAGGAGGUGGAGGAAGAGAUGAAGAGGCUGAUGCAGGAGCAGAAGAGGGCGGAGGAGCAGAGGAGGAAGCUGGAGGAGCAACGGAGGGAGGAGGAACAGGAAGGAUAUGAAGACAUGCCAGACCUGGAAGAUCAGGAGGCUGAUGUGGAGUGAAAAAAACAAACAGAAUUUUCCUCAUUUUUAACAUAUUAUUUAUUUAAUGCUGUUAAAUGCUAAAUACUCUAAUUUUCCUGCAGUAACUUUAUGUUACGUCAGAGGCGUUUUUGAAGAAUUGUAACUUUUUGUGGGCGAUAAAAUAAUGAGCCUGCUGAAAUCUUUUGAUUAUGCAAAAGACAAUAAUAGAAAUAAACCUUUUUUAUGUCUG